Messenger RNA from Vigna angularis (adzuki bean), 1093 nucleotides. Its product is annotated as lipid phosphate phosphatase epsilon 2, chloroplastic. Gene Ontology annotation, molecular function: dolichyldiphosphatase activity. NCBI's taxonomy places the organism in Eukaryota, Viridiplantae, Streptophyta, Magnoliopsida, Fabales, Fabaceae. The record is from RefSeq and is a predicted model, not a curated record. Gene Ontology annotation, biological process: protein N-linked glycosylation; lipid biosynthetic process. Gene Ontology annotation, cellular component: intracellular membrane-bounded organelle; endoplasmic reticulum membrane. Bases 158 to 1018 code for a protein of 286 amino acids. The transcript has 4 exons.
UUGGAAUUGUGGACAGAGAAUGAACUGGUUUGUUGGACUUUCCGUGGAGCGUCUUCCUUCAUAGAUAAUAAAUACCACAGAGAAAGACUAGCUUUUGUGAUGUUGGACUGUAGCCCCAUCUUCUCCCAUAAACUAGAGAGGAUCUUUUUCCUCUCACAUGGCGGCGGCUUCUUCAAUUUGCCAAGCUCCCUUCACUCUUUUUCAGGGGUCAAAUUGUCUUAAACGAAGAAAAUUGAAAAACACUUCACUUCCUCGUUGUUUUUCUCCUUCAAGAUCCUUACUUUGUAGUGGAUUUCUUUCAAGGAGACCUCUUUUGAGAAGGAACUCGUUCUGGGUAUCGAAAACUAUGGAUGAAUCCGUGAGAACUUCUGCUUUCAGAGAUGGAGAAGGGGAUGAAAACAUCCAAGUGUUUGAACAGGAAGCUUUCAUCGAUGGACCAUCCCCGUUUCAGUCAAAGUUUUUGUCGCAUGAGGUGGAAUACAAGCUCAAUAAACUGAGCAAGUGGAUAGUAACUGCCCUCUUUGGUGGUUUCAUUCUUUGGAGGCAUGAUGCAGAAGCCUUAUGGUUUACCUCAGGGUCAAUUUUGAAUGCAUUGCUUUCUGUUUUGCUCAAACGUAUACUGAAUCAGGAACGACCUUCAACCCUGAAAUCUGACCCGGGAAUGCCAUCUUCACAUGCACAAUCCAUAUUCUUUGCUGUCUUCUUUGUUAUUUUGUCAGGCGUAGAAUGGCUUGGGCUAAAUGUAUUUACCAUUGCCAUGAGUGGAUUGGUCCUGACAUUUGGUUCUUUCUUUUCGUACCUGAGGGUGUCGCAACAGCUUCAUACAGUGAACCAAGUGGUUGUUGGAGCUGUAAUUGGGUCCAUUUUCUCUAUUUUAUGGUACUGGCUGUGGAACGGUUUUAUACUGGAUGUUUUUGUAUCUUCUCUAUGGGUUAGAAUCGUUGUUGUUUUGGGGUCUGUGGGACUCUGCAUAGGUUUUGUUUUAUUUACUAUUCGUUAUUGGCUUCAAGAUGACUAGAAGAACUUCAAGACGUGUAAAACAUUUCAAUGCGUUUUAAUGUGUUAAUGACACAUCUCAUUUUCUUUCUUUCAA